AUGUUAUCAAAUACAUCCGACAGCCUUGAGCCACUCCCGCCACCCCCGGCGUCGGGGUCCGCCACGCGAGUCGCGACACUGACGCCGGCGGCCGGUACGAGCGGACACAGCGUCAGGACCAAGUUGGCCUUUAUAUGGAGUAAGUUUCCUGCAACAUGGAGAGAUGUGAAACAAGAUGCGCGGCGGAAGGCUGCGGAGGCUGCGACGGCAGAGCGAGCUCCACGCGACAUCAAACGUAACGCACAGAUAAAUUAUCUUUUAGCAAAACAUCAAUCAAUAUCAGAAAUA
This is a messenger RNA of Brenthis ino (lesser marbled fritillary), 288 nucleotides long. Lineage: Eukaryota; Metazoa; Arthropoda; Insecta; Lepidoptera; Nymphalidae. The record is from the annotation of a GenBank genome assembly.